Molecule: messenger RNA, 333 nt
Organism: Penicillium waksmanii
Lineage: Eukaryota; Fungi; Ascomycota; Eurotiomycetes; Eurotiales; Aspergillaceae
Exons: 2
Coding region: 1-333 (110 amino acids)
Biological process (GO): ergosterol biosynthetic process; farnesyl diphosphate metabolic process
Cellular component (GO): endoplasmic reticulum membrane
Molecular function (GO): squalene synthase [NAD(P)H] activity
Source: RefSeq, a predicted model, not a curated record
AUGGGCUUCGCUUUGGAUGGCCUCUACUUUGCUCUCCAUCCCAAUCAGUGGGGCAUGCUAUUUCAAUGGAAACUACGACAAUUUUCUCUACAAAGCAGGCACGAAACGCAACAGUCUGUAACAGCCAAGGUCUGUUUUGAAUUCUUGGAUCAGACAAGCCGCAGCUUCAGCCCUGUUAUCAAAGAGCUCCAUCGGGAGCUGCUCAUGCCAGUGUGCGUGUUCUACCUGAUAUUGCGUGGCCUCGAUACGAUAGAAGACGAUACAUCGAUUCCUCUAGAUGUGAAACAAUCACUCCUUCGAAGCUUCAAGGAAAAUCUUGACCAUUAUGACUGA